GCAUACGGAAUAUAUAGGGAAGAAGGAAAAGCCAACUAAACGCUAUAUCACGAUAUGUGGAGACAUCGCAGAGCUUUGCGUUUUUUUUUACAUUUUGUGGUAAUGAAGCAUUCAACAUCUAAAUGUUUCUUUAGUGUAAAUUUGCCGGUCUUGUUUGUAAGUUAGGUUAUUGUUAUGAUGCCCGACUGAAUUUAUACGUUCGUCGUAAAAUGUGUAUAUAUUCGUCAUAAAGUGAAUUGAUCGCGCGCGAAAAAUUUACCACCUUCUAAUGAAUGGUCGUAUGUGUUUAUUAAAAAAAGGGAGAGAAAGGUUCUUUGAUGGAAGCUUAUUUUGAACAAUUAUUUAGUCAAUUAACUUGCCUUUUGUGCGGAAUAAUAUGAACGUUCCGUUUGAUUUUAAACUGAAAACAAUUUAAUUAAAAUCUUUUAAAGGAAAGUUUGCGGUAAUGUACGUUAUUAUGUAUUGAUCAAAGUUAAGCUGCUUUUAAAGUUAUAUAUUUGAUGUGUGCAACUGACAAUAGUUCAUCAUCGACGAAACUCAGGAAACUUUGGUUUAUAUUGUUAAUAAAGUGAAAGGAAACAUCUUAACUUUUCGAUAAUAAAAACAACGUCAGAGGUAUUCAGAGAAUACUUUCUUUGGUAUUUCAAUUAGUCGGGGAAUAGGGCAUUUAAUGAAUGUGCAGUCAUAUGGAAAAGAAUGCAUCAUGACCAAGUACAUUUCGGUGUUAGUUAUGUGGUUACAAUGUCUACUAUUUGUCACAGAUGCUGAUUCCUACUUGGGUAGCUCAGCGCCAUAUUUCGAUAAAACAGCCUCGCCGAACGUUACCAUCAUCAUAGACAAUACAGCUGAAUUAAACUGUAGAAUUUCGAAUUUAGGAGACCGAACCGUUGUCUGGGUUCGACACAGAGACAUCCACCUGCUUACCGUCAACCAACUGACUUACACAUCAGAUGAAAGAUUUAGCAGCAUACACAAUCCAGAUACAGAUGUUUGGUCGUUACAGAUAAAAAAUGUACGAACGAGUGAUAGCGGAAUCUAUGAAUGUCAAGUGGGGACAACUCCAGCCGUGGGAAUUCCAAUAUAUUUGACGGUUGUAGAACCGAUAACAACCGUUCUGGGUGGACCUGAUCUAUAUAUACACGAACAUUCAACAAUAAAUCUCACAUGCAUUGUGCGAAAUUUACCAAUGCCUCCCAGCUACGUUAUAUGGACACACAAUAAUGAGGAAGUUAACUUUGAUUCACCGAGAGGCGGCGUUUCUGUUAUAACGGAGAAGGGCGAUAUAACCACCUCGUAUUUGUACAUACAACGAGCCAAGCAUUCGGACAUUGGUGAAUACAAAUGUAGUCCAUCCAAUGCAAACAAUGUAACCGUUAAGGUGCACAUACUCAAAGGAGAACAGUCGGCCGCAAUCCAUCAGAUUUCAAAUGGACAGCAGAGGAAAUAUCAUCGAAUUAAUAUUGCCAUAAUUUUGCUAUUCGUCUUAAUAUUUUAAGUGAACUUUAGAUUAUAAUCGGUAAGCCCCGCAUGUAAAGCCCGUCAA
This is a messenger RNA of Bradysia coprophila, 1543 nucleotides long. Its product is annotated as zwei Ig domain protein zig-8-like. Gene Ontology annotation, biological process: synapse organization. NCBI's taxonomy places the organism in Eukaryota, Metazoa, Arthropoda, Insecta, Diptera, Sciaridae. Gene Ontology annotation, cellular component: neuron projection membrane. The record is from RefSeq and is a predicted model, not a curated record.